Molecule: messenger RNA, 891 nt
Organism: Melampsora larici-populina 98AG31
Lineage: Eukaryota; Fungi; Basidiomycota; Pucciniomycetes; Pucciniales; Melampsoraceae
Exons: 6
Coding region: 1-891 (296 amino acids)
Biological process (GO): NAD+ biosynthetic process; quinolinate catabolic process
Cellular component (GO): cytoplasm
Molecular function (GO): nicotinate-nucleotide diphosphorylase (carboxylating) activity
Source: RefSeq, a predicted model, not a curated record
AUGGAAUGCAAUCAAUACGGAAACCCAGCUCAUUUACUUCCACCUUCAUGGAAAUCAAUCAUAACUGAAUGGUUAAGAGAAGAUACUCCUUCAUUCGAUUAUGGUGGAUUUGUUGUAGGAGAAACCGAUUCUGAUGCAAUCUUACUAGGAAAAUCUAAUGGUAUACUUGCAGGUGUACCAUUUGUAGAUGAAGUAUUUUCUCAACUUGGGUGUAGUGUGAUUUGGAAUUUAAAAGAAGGAGAAGAAGUGCUUGGAAAUAGAACAGAAGUGGCAAAAGUUCAUGGGAAAGCAAGAUUGUUAUUACUUGGUGAACGUGUUGCGUUGAACAUCUUAGCUAGAUGUAGUGGGAUUGCUACCAGAUCACGCAAUCUAGUCAAACUAGCUCGAAAAGCAUCAUACAAAGGUAUCAUAGCCGGAACACGAAAGACGACACCGGGUUUCAGAUUAAUAGAAAAGUAUGGAAUGUUAAUCGGAGGGAUCGAUCCACAUCGAUACGAUCUUUCAAGUAUGGUGAUGCUAAAAGACAAUCAUAUCUGGUCAAAAGGAUCUAUACCUAAUGCCAUCAAAUCAGCAAGAUCAGUUUGUGGUUUCAGUUUAAGAAUCGAUGUGGAAGUACGAAAUGAAGAAGAAGCGAUUGAAGCUAUUGAAUCAGGUGCAGAUGUAGUAAUGCUUGAUAACUUUAAACCUCAAGAAGUUAAAACUUCAUCACGGAAAUUAAAGGAAAAGUAUCAAAACCAUCAAUUCUUAAUCGAAGUUUCUGGAGGGAUUACUGAAGAAAAUAUAUCUGAACAUCUUUGUGAUGAUGUAGAUAUUUAUUCUACUUCAAGUGUUCAUCAAGGUACUCCUACGAUUGAUUUUUCACUCAAGAUCAUUCCGACUUCCAGCCAGUAA